Molecule: messenger RNA, 912 nt
Organism: Aspergillus versicolor CBS 583.65
Lineage: Eukaryota; Fungi; Ascomycota; Eurotiomycetes; Eurotiales; Aspergillaceae
Gene: pin1
Product: peptidylprolyl isomerase ESS1
Exons: 3
Coding region: 82-627 (181 amino acids)
Cellular component (GO): cytosol; nucleus
Molecular function (GO): protein binding; peptidyl-prolyl cis-trans isomerase activity
Source: RefSeq, a predicted model, not a curated record
ACUACACUAGAACUAUAACUUCAUCGUACUUUGGACUUGUCGUGUCACAGUUUUUUACAAUCGCAACAAUCCACAGACAACAUGGUAAACACAGGUCUUCCUGCAGGAUGGGAGGUUCGCCAUUCCAACUCCAAGAACCUCCCUUAUUACUUCAAUCCCGCAACCAGAGAAUCGCGGUGGGAGCCUCCAGCAGAUACAGAUAUGGACACUCUCAAGAGUUACAUGGCAACAUACCAUAGUGGAGCCGCCGCCUCUCCAUACCCAAACCAAAGCGAGGGCAAAAUCCGCUGCAGUCACCUUCUAGUCAAGCACAAGGACAGUCGGCGACCUAGCAGCUGGAGGGAGGCGGAAAUCACGCGGACGAAAGACGAAGCCCGCGAAAUUCUCCGCGGUCACCAGGAACGCAUUCUCCAAGGGGAGGCCCGGUUAGGAGACCUUGCGAUGUCCGAAUCGGACUGUAGCAGCGCUAGGAAGAAGGGCGACCUUGGCUUCUUCGGGCACGGUGAAAUGCAGAAAGAGUUUGAGGACGCAGCAUUCGCUCUGCAACCGGGUGAAGUCAGUGACAUUGUUGAGUCAGGAUCUGGCCUUCAUCUUAUCGAGCGGUAUGUCAACCCCUAUUCUGGCUGAUCUUACAACUAAUUGCUUGGCUCUCAAUACUGUAGGCUGCAAUAAAUUAUUUUUGGGCUAUAGAUAUAUCAUUUAACGAGCCAAAUUACCUUCAAAACAGAUGAAAGCCAUCGAAAUAUUGUACACCCUCAUUCUUUCCGUUCCCAUUUUGGAGGCAGCUUUCCCUCAUUGUAAAUACUGGGUUGCACCUACCUGCACAUCCACAAAAGACCGGCAGCAUGGAUAAGCCCAGCUUUUGCUUGAACUUUCAUUGCUAUGCUAUGAAAGACCGGCGUUUGACAUUGU